CAAAUCAACCCCUUCACUUGUUGUUUUUGACACAACCUUUAUUUUUCUACCAAAAAGUUUUCUUUUUUUUUUGACACAAUGUUCAAAAGAAGCCUUGUUCAUGUAUCCAAAUAUUCAACACACGCCUCACCUUUGCAGUCAACAAAAAUCACCUUACCACUCCAGAAUAAGCUGAGCAUACUUUCCAAACGACAUGACACUUUGCUUUCUCGACUUAAUAGUAACAGCCUAAGCCCUUCAGAACUAACACAAGCCUCAAAAGAACUCGCUUCGAUAAAUGCACCAAAGGCCUUGUUCGAGGAGUGGCAAAAAGGCUGCAGCGACCUGGGAGAGUUACACGAGCUUUUAUCAAGCGGGGAUGCUGACGACCAAGAAAUGAUUGAUUUAGCAAAAGAAGAGUAUUCUGAUAUUAUGGAUCGUAUCAGUCAAAUUGAAAAGGAUUUGAUUACAGAAUUGGCACCAAAGGAUUCGGCUGAUGAUGCUAGUGCCAUUUUGGAAAUUCGCUCAGGCGCUGGUGGAGAUGAAGCUUCCAUUUUUUCUGCCGAUAUGGCUCGUAUGUAUGAACGUUUUGCUCAGUUAAGAAGAUGGAAAUGGGAAGUUCUGGCUAAAUCUGAUGAAACAGGUGGUAAAGGUUUCAAGGAUAUCACUGUUAAUAUCGGUGGUAAGAAUGUAUUCGGUGUACUGAAAUAUGAAUCGGGUGUACAUCGAGUUCAAAGAGUUCCAGCAACUGAAGGACAAGGUAGAAUUCAUACAUCUACUGUGACUGUGGCUAUUUUACCACAACCUACCGAAGUGGAUAUUCAGAUAAAGGAGUCCGACCUUAAAAUCGAUGUUUACCGUGCUUCUGGUGCAGGCGGACAGCAUGUGAAUACAACUGAUAGUGCCGUUAGAAUGACACAUAUACCAACUGGUUUGGUGGUAGCUAUGCAAGACGAGAGAUCACAACAUAAGAAUAAAGACAAAGCUUUUAAGGUUCUUAAAGCUAAAGUAUUUGAGCAACAACGAUUAAAAACACAAAACGAGAGACGAGAUUCAAGAAAUAAACAGAUUGGUACUGGUGACAGAUCUGAAAAGAUUAGAACAUACAAUUAUCCACAGAGUCGUGUCACAGACCAUCGUAUCAACUUGACAUUAUAUGAGUUGGAACAAAUUAUAUCUGGGGAAGCGUUGAUGCACGUUAUAGAACCACUCCAAGAACACUACCUUGCCGAAUCCCUUUUAGAUGAACAAUAAGAAUGAAAACUUGAAUAUAAUGGGAUGCAAAUUCUAUAGAGUAAGAUUCAAUAUAAUAAUAAAAGUAUAUAAAGAAUCUUAAUAUAAGUUGGUGGGUCCAUAACCGUUGAAAAAAAUAUCGACUUUAAAUAAAACAUAAUGAGAGUUACACUCUUUGGAUAUAUCCUGUCACUCAC
This is a messenger RNA of Mucor mucedo, 1409 nucleotides long. RefSeq lists its product as uncharacterized. The record is from RefSeq and is a predicted model, not a curated record. The transcript has 5 exons. Gene Ontology annotation, molecular function: translation release factor activity, codon specific. Gene Ontology annotation, biological process: translational termination. The coding region runs from base 79 to 1233 and encodes 384 amino acids. NCBI's taxonomy places the organism in Eukaryota, Fungi, Mucoromycota, Mucoromycetes, Mucorales, Mucoraceae.